Messenger RNA from Linum trigynum, 2601 nucleotides. The record is from the annotation of a GenBank genome assembly. NCBI's taxonomy places the organism in Eukaryota, Viridiplantae, Streptophyta, Magnoliopsida, Malpighiales, Linaceae.
UUUAAGUUGCAGUUCUAACAUCCUCCAUAAAUACCAGAUUACCAGCACCAAAGAGCUUCACCACCAUUCACUUCUUUAAGAUAAAAACUCAAGAGCAACUACUUCUCAUCUGCGCCGAUCGACUGUCACUUAUGGAAAAUGGAGAAAGAGAAACCAAUACCACAAAGCCCAAUUACUCAGCAUCAGAAGCCCAACGCAUCGUGGACACGAUCGACAUCCACCAGAAGGCCCUGGACGACCUGGUCAACGUGAACUCCCUCUUCACCAUCGCCGUCUUCGUGGGCCUGUCCCUGGCCCACCGCGGGGAGCGCAGCCUGGAGGACCGGGCCGAGUGCGACGCCGACCCGAACAUACCAAAACGGCUCGUCGUAUCGGAGGUGGUCUCGUUCGCCUGCUUCCUGCUGUCCAGCCUCGUCGCCAAGACGCUGAAAGUCCACCUCAACAUCUACCGCCACAAGGCUGACGUCAUGCGGAGCAACGCCCUGAAGGCGAUAAGAGGAGGCCUUUUGAUGCUUUCCGCCUGGGGAUCGAUUCUCGGUUGCUUGUUUCUGACGCUAUCGAUGGUUGACGUGAUACAGAUUCGGGUCGGGAAGAUCUCGUGCGGCAGCGUCUACGCCGUCAGGGCGGCGGGGUCGCUGGUGGCGAUCGUGUUCCUCGCGUUGUCGAUUUAUGUGCCGUUUAUGAUGCAUGCGAUCUAUGUCUCGAUGAAGCAUGUUUAAUUUAAAGUCGUUACUUUUUGGAAAUAGAUUAACAAAAAAAAAAAAAAAAACAUUGGUUAAGCAUUUUCUCGUGUAGUGAUAAAUUUUGAUAAUAGUGGCAACUUUCGCAACUCAUAUCAUGAUAAGAACUUAUUUUGGUUGAUUGUAGGAAUUACAUAUGUAUAUCUCACCAUGUUCAGAGUGUUUUCGGUUUUCACAUGUAACUUCUCCCAAAUUACGAAAAAGUAAUUAAUUUAACAAUAAAAAUGUCUUACAACAUCAUCACAAGAUAUGGAAAAAAAAAAAAAACAAAAUAGAAUUGAUUGAUCCAACACCUAAAAACGCAGCGAACUCAAUUAUGUCGCUUUGGCUUUGUUUCAUUGCACCGUCAUAUCAUACUCGAAGACCACUUAAAGAGUAUGUCACCUCCCGGCCACCUACUUAACAUAACAUUUUUUUGAUACCUUGAGCAGGCCAGAUUGGUGAACAACUAUUUCUUCAAUUAUAUUAAAUUCUUAGGUAUAAAGGAGUCUUUGAAUAGAUUGAGCAGGAAAUGAAAGUGAUAGAAAAAAAAAAGGUGCAUAAAUAUUUGCUAAUUGUAUAGAAGUUUGAAUUGGGUUUGAAAGGGAAAUACAGGAAGUCCAGCAAAGGAACGUGGAAUCCUAAUUAGAAACGGUAAACAGAAACAGUUAAGUCUAGCUCUGGGUGUCGUCUUUGCCGGUUUUAAUGGGUUGAACCGGUCAUCCCUUCCUUCAACGGUCAUCAUGCAAAUUCCCUGUUCCAGCUAGCGGUCAAAUUGAUCUUCUUCCCAUCAUAAAUGAAUUAAAGAUAAUAUAAGGAAGUGGUUAAGUUAGGCAGUUAGCACAGAUGAUUUCUCCCUGUUAUUGAGACUAAUUGGUUUAUGAUAUGGUAUCAGGAGAAAUUUUACAAUGCUAUAUAGUAUUGGUGCUAUAGGUUUUUGCCUUUAUGGUACAACUUAAAAUUGUACAUUUACGUUAUGGUACAAUUUCAGAUUGUACCUAUACUUUUGGUACAAAUUCUUUUAUGGUACAACUUGAACUUGUACCAUAUGUGAUGGUAAAACUUUAAGUUGUAAAGUUGUACCAUAACAUAAUGGUACAAAUUGUUUUAUGGUACAACCUAAACUUAUACAUUUAAUGUUAUGGUACAACUUUAAGUUGUACAUUAAAGCACCAAUACUAUAUAGCAUAGUAGAAGUGCUCAUGGUAUCAGACCUGAUUUGUACUUGAGGUUAUGUAUUCAAGUUCUCAUGACCCACAAUAUUAACUAUUAUCUUCAAGUAGGGCUGGCCCUGAGGGUGUGCAAGCCGGCCCUCUGGCACAAGGCCUCCAAAUUUUGGGGGCCUUCGGACCUCCACUAUGUAUAUGACUAAUCACUAUUACAGAGUAUUAGAUUUCGAUUAUAAAUCUAAAACGAUAGAAAAUUUAUGAAUUGGGUUUUGAUUACGGUAUAAAGCAAUCAUAAAAUAUUUAAUUCCGAAGGUUAAAGGAACGGAGGAAUCACAUGAGGUGAAUACUUGUUUUCUUAUUAAAAUAUUUUCAAACCAUAUAACAUAACUUAUUACGCGUGCUUCCUAAAUAGAACAAAAAAGCUAAUUGAUGAUGCCUCAUUAUUAUCAUUAUUAAAUUUGUUGCUUUAACUUUCUUCAUUUUCAGCUUUGCAAGGGGAAAAGAAUUCAAUUUUUUCAAUUAAUCUGCUUGUUCGGCAAUAGUACUUAAUUAAUUAAAUAAUUCACAUUGAUUUAUUAAACAUUAACCAAAAUAAUUAGGUACAACCACCAAUAGUAUCAAGGAAAAGAUAACUAAAUCAAUUAUAAUUCGCAUUGACUUAUUAACUAUUCAUGUGACUGUUGCUACAAUAGGAAGAAACUUUUUGAAAUUGA